This is a messenger RNA of Thyridium curvatum, 1563 nucleotides long. RefSeq lists its product as uncharacterized. NCBI's taxonomy places the organism in Eukaryota, Fungi, Ascomycota, Sordariomycetes, Thyridiales, Thyridiaceae. The transcript is spliced from 3 exons. The coding region runs from base 1 to 1563 and encodes 520 amino acids. The record is from RefSeq and is a predicted model, not a curated record. Gene Ontology annotation, molecular function: iron ion binding; oxidoreductase activity, acting on paired donors, with incorporation or reduction of molecular oxygen; monooxygenase activity.
AUGUUCGUCGUCAUCUCCGUUGCGAUCCUCUUUGGUACGCUCUACUAUGUAUGGUACCGCGUAUUCUCCUACCAAGGCCUCCCGAAGACACUAUCCUUUGCAGGCUCGGAUGGCUCUUUUCUGUCUCGUGGGCGCGCUUCGUUCAAGAGUGUACUCCAUCUUGACUCCCUUCUCUGGGCAGGCCAUGUUGAACACACCAAAGUGAACCGGCCAUACAUCCUUCCAGACUUGUUCACCGGGCACCAAGUUAUUCUGCCUAAGUCACAGUUCUCAUGGCUUACCAAACAGCCGGCCAGUGUGCUAAGUCAACGUGAGAGCAACAACGUAUUCUUGGCUGCAGACCACACGUUCCUCAACUGUGUCGCGGCAAGUGAUGCCGAGUGGACCUUCGUUGUCAAUGUCAUCAAACAGAUUACGAAAGAGCUUAACAACAAGACCGACGACAUAAUAGAGGAGAUCAACGAUGCACUUGCGCUGCUAUGGGGCAGUGAUGACAAUGAUUGGAAGGAGAUCGACUUACUGGACGCUAUGCUCCAGAUUAUGAGUCGAGUAGUGAGCCGUGUCUACGUCGGACUGCCUCUGUGCCGAGACGCUACUUAUAUCGGCAGUACGACACGCUUCGCCAAGUUCAUCCUUGUUGAAGCGCUACUCAUUCAGCUCACACCAAAUAUCCUCCGACCCCUCGUCGGCCCUGUUCUGGCGCGCUACGACUGGGUCCAGUUCACACGCCAGGCUCGCCGAGUCAGCCCAAUCAUUAAAGAGCGCGUGGGCAGGCUCGGGUCAGAGAAACCAGCAAGCGAUGAUGCAAAAAGGGACCUCUUGACGGAACUGAUCGAGGAAGCUUACCGCCGCAAUGAAGACCCUUGCCAAACCACCAGCCAGACGACAAGGCUCCUGGCCAUCCUGAACUGGGCUGCCAUCCAGGUCCAAGCCAUCACCCUCGAGAACGUUUUGAUUGACUUGGCACACGCACCGGAUAGCCUCGCCCUCCAACAACAGCUUCGAGAGGAGGCAGCUGUUGCUUCGAGGACCGAGCCCCCCUCGGCGCGUUGGACCAGGGCUGAAGUCGCCAAGUUGCCAAAGAUUGACAGUGUCUUGACCGAAAGUCUGCGACUUUGGGGGUUCUCGCACGGUGUCGUUAAGGUGGUAGUCGCCAAGGACGGUGUGACGCUUCCUUCAGGCGAACACAUCCCAUGUGGCGCAAAGAUCGGCGUGGGAAGCUAUGGAAUCCAUCACGACGAUGACGUCUACCCUGGAGAGCAGUUUGAGUUUGACCCCUUGCGCUUUACAAAAGACAAGGAGCCGGAGAAACUUGACGGUCUCAACUUUGCCAAGACCAAUGAGAAUUACUUGGCGUUUAGCCAUGGGAAGUACUCCUGCGCUGGCCGCUUCUUUGCAAACCACUUGAUGAAACUGCUCUUUGCUCAGAUGCUUCUGCAGUACGACAUCAAGCCCAACGAGGAUCCUCGGCCUCGGAACCCGUGGCUGAGUUAUGUCUCGCCGCCGCCUUUCGGGUACAAGCUCAGUAUCAGAAAGAGAACUCAAUCUGUUGCUGAGGUGUGA